ACGAUAGCUUAUCUCGUGACCAACAUAUACAUCAGUCUAGCGCUGAGACCAAAUUACUUAAGUAUAUGUUUUUCGGCAGCUAAACGCGUACUCAAUAGUAUUUUAUUAUGUUUGUUAUUCUAAAUUUAAUUAGUGCAGCUCAGUGACUACUAAAUAAAUAACAAUGAGUAAACCCUCGUUUCAAAGAUCUGCUAGUACAUAUUACAAUACUAAUUAUCAAUACACAAUAGUUCAAAAUAAGGAAAAUGAUGGAGCUAAAAUGCACGGUUCUCGACGAGUAAUAACAUUUUGUUUCCUGACUGCAGUCUUACCAACGAUACUCAUAGUCCUGCCUUUGUAUCUAAGGAACAUGAAAUACGCUGAUGUGUUGUACCGAAUAUCAGAUUCAGACGUUAUUCAGAUACAUAAAGGUCAAUCUUCGAUAUUCUGUGAGAAACAUACGUUACGAAUGAACUCUACAUUUAAUGCUUUCCAAAUGACAGGUAGACCAGAACUAUCUGAAAUAAGGAAACAUAUUAAACUGAGAAAAUCAAUGACUCUACCUGAUGAUACUUUGGAAUACUGGGGAUUUUAUCUUUUCAAAGGAGCAACAGUAGAACUAAAGGCAUGUUCUCGAUAUGAAGGUGCAAAGAUAUUAGUUGUAAAAGGUGAGAAAAAACUAAAUACUUGUGGAAUAUUAGAGGGUGACAAAUAUAAGAAGUCUCAUCCAGUUGAUGGAAGCCAAGGGAAUGUUUUAGUAACAUUAGAAGAUCCAAAGGAGAAGAAAGACAAAUCAAAAUUGAGAGUGUACCAAAAUAUAAAUGAAAAUAUAGAAUGGUUAGAAAAACAUGACUUUAUUGAAAACAAUACCAUCAAUGAAAAUGAAAUUGUAUCUUUCGAGAAUAACUCAACUGAUGUUAGUAAAAGACUAUACCUCAAAUUACGAGAAAAACGAAAUACCAAAGUGCACAAUCCUAAUACUGUAUUGGACACUGGAGUGCAUCAUGGUGGAAAUGCCUUCAAUGGAACAACAAACACCCCACUGGACAGUGUGUCCAGUUUCGAGAACACAUUACAUGAGUGUUACCGCAAUAACAUACUUAUGAGCAAUUCCAAAAAUGCCUUUCCAUACUCAAUUCUUUGCAAUAGCACAAACUAUUUAGAGAAAACCACUACCCUCAAAGUGAAACAUGAUGUAGUCCUUGAUGGGUAUUACUAUUAUAUCUUUUAUAGUGAUAAUGAUUUUGUUUUGAAUGACAUCCAUUCCAUUUUUGAUAUUUAUAAGCCAACAUUCCAAUAUGUAAACAUGUCUGAUUCAAAAGUUUGCAUAAAUAAAACAGAGUGUGUGUUUGAUGUAGAUUUUUUCAGUGAUGAAUUGGUUAUUGUUGAAGUGCCUACUGAGGACGGCUUAACUUUUGAUGAUGAUAACUCUUCAAUUCUGGUAUCAGUAUGCCACCCCCGAGUUUCUGUAUACAUAAUUUUUCCUAUAUCUGUUCUCCUAAUGAUUUUACUCUUCGCAUUUUUAUGAUACUUGUUAAAAAUUGUAUUCCAUUACUUUUUAAUCAAAUUGAACAUUACCAGAAGUGUGAUAUUAAUAUACUAAGCUAGUGUUUAAGGAUAAUACAUAAUAUGUAUAUAUUAGUGUUGGUGUUAUUUAAAGUGAAUAAAUAUUAAUUGAUGAUUAAGUAAAA
Molecule: messenger RNA, 1670 nt
Organism: Plodia interpunctella (Indianmeal moth)
Lineage: Eukaryota; Metazoa; Arthropoda; Insecta; Lepidoptera; Pyralidae
Exons: 2
Coding region: 164-1507 (447 amino acids)
Source: RefSeq, a predicted model, not a curated record